UAAAAACUCAAAACAAAAUAAAAGAUAGAAGAGAAGGAAAAAAAAAAAAAAAAAGGGAAGAAAACUUAUAUAGAGAGAGUAAUGUGUAGAAAGAGGAGUUGUUGCAUUUCUUUGCUUUCUUUGUGUUCUUUCUUUCUUUCUUUCCUAUGAGUCUUCUCUUCUGGUCACUGCUGUCUGUUCUGCUGUUACUGCUGCCUUCAAAUCCUUAUCCUUCAGUCAUCUCUCCUUUUCCUUUUCCUUUUCUUUUAUCUCUCUCACUCGCUAAAGCCAAACUGACAGUUGGGCAUGUUAACAUAUACAAGUAUAUAUAAUACAUAUUGCCAACAAAAACCCAUUUCUCUCUCUUCCUCUCUCUCUCUCUCUCUCUACACAAGCCAGAACCUAUCAGCAAUGGCAGCAUCCAGUCCUACUUAGAGAAAUAAAGAUACAAACCCAACAAACAAGUAGUAGUUGUGGCUACUACAAGGAGUAGACAGCUUCUAUCUGACUCCGGUGCCUUUGCAGAUUGGGCUGGCUCGUCUUCUUCUUCGGCCAUCCGUGCCGCUGGCCCGGACGAUUUGUCUCUCGGCUUCAAUGCCGGCCCCACAGCAGCCGCCGCGGCUGCUACUGCUGCAGCUGGAGGCGGCCCCACCGGCCCUUCUUGGCCUAGUGCUGCUAGACCCAUUAACUAUGGUAUUCCUCCUGAGAUGGGUAUGUUUGUUGUGGCUCCUGCUGCUUCUUUUAAUCAUCACCACCAUCACCAACAACAUGAAUCAAAUAUUAAUCUUGCCAAUGAUCCCAUCAAUGGGUCAAAUGCUGCCGCAGCUGCUGCUGCUGCUACUGCCCUUGGUGUUGGAGUUGGUGUAGGGGUUAUUCCGCUUCUCACGGCGGGUCCAUGUCUCGGGUCGCAAAACAUGGAUGAUCAAGAUUUAUUGAGCAAUGGAAGGAAUAGGGUUAGUGGAAUUCAGUUUUGGCAAAACCAGCACAGCCAAUAUAAUAUUAAGAAAACUACUGGUUCUAUUCUUGAUCAUCAUAAUAAUUCUUCUUCACCGAAUCUACUUCAAACCGGUAAUAAUACAAACUCCGGUGGUGGUAUUGGAGGUAAUUCAACUUCAUCUGGAACAACAACGUGUCAAGAUUGUGGAAACCAGGCCAAGAAAGAUUGCACACAUAGAAGGUGUAGGACUUGUUGCAAGAGUCGGGGUUAUGAUUGUGCUACCCACGUGAAGAGCACGUGGGUGCCUGCUGCUCGGAGAAGAGAGCGCCAGUUAAUGGCAUCUGCAGCCGGUGGUGGUGGUGCUGUGUCAUCUGGCUCCACUUCUGGGAUAAAGAAACCUAGACUUAUAAAUUCACAGACUACCACUUCUCAUACUUCCACUUCUAAUACUACUCCACCAAGAAGCUUUGAUACUAGCUCUAGUCAUCAAGAUGCAAGUUUUAAAGAGGCACUACCAGGGCAAGUACGCGCACCGGCGGUUUUCAAGUGUGUUAGGGUGACAGCAGUCGAUGAUGGUGAAGAUGAAUAUGCAUAUCAGGCAGUGGUAAAAAUCGGUGGUCAUGUUUUUAAAGGUUUUUUAUAUGAUCAAGGAGUUGAAACAAGAGAUGGGUUUCCCAAUAUAUCUGAAUUGCAUUUGGGCGGCGGCGGCGGUGAUGGAGGAGGAAGGAAUGGAGCCUCUUCGUCAUCUCCCAUCCUUGACCCUACAGAUGUUUAUGGUGCAUCUGGUGGUGGACUGCUUGGAGGUUCAAGUUAUGGUGGGUCAACGAAACAAAUGGAGAUUCUAAUGGCAUCAGCUUUGAGAUUCUAGAGAAAAGAAACAGCAUGUCGUAGCCCUUCUUUUUGGUAUAUAUAUAUAUAUAUAUAUAUAUAUGCCAUAAGGGCUCAUUCUUUUCAACAAGAGUGUCCAUGGGUUUACAGUUAUGUUAGUUUCUUGAAACGAUCCAAGAAAUAGCUUAGUUAUGUUUUUAAUUAUCUUACACCAAAUCUCUAUUGGGCAAUAGCUUUUAAGACAUUUAUUAGUAUUUUAACUAAGGUCAAAACACUUCAUAGUUGUUUAUAGUGUUUAAUGAUGCAAUAUUAAUAGCAAAUUAUGAAACAUUAAUUCUUUUAA
This is a messenger RNA of Jatropha curcas, 2087 nucleotides long. It is a transcript of the gene LRP1, whose product is annotated as Lateral root primordium (LRP) protein-like protein. Gene Ontology annotation, molecular function: DNA binding; DNA-binding transcription factor activity. Gene Ontology annotation, cellular component: nucleus. The record is from RefSeq and is a predicted model, not a curated record. Gene Ontology annotation, biological process: positive regulation of DNA-templated transcription. NCBI's taxonomy places the organism in Eukaryota, Viridiplantae, Streptophyta, Magnoliopsida, Malpighiales, Euphorbiaceae.